AUGGUCAAAGGCAAGAAGGAGAAGGAAGCCAACACGGACGAAAGAGGAACUACUACGGACGACGCCGUCUCUAUCACAGACGAUGUUCGAGGCGCAGAAUACUACCAUGGACUCAUACCUCGGAUGGACGCAGAGCCUUUACUGAAACGAGAAGGAGACUUCUUGCUACGAAAAACAGAACACUCACCUGGAAUGAUUGUGCUAGCACUUUCCUGUAGAACUGAAAAUGGCGUUAAACACUUUAUGAUAAACCAAGACCCGGAUGGCUCGUUUUACCUCGAGCAUCAUCAUGAGAAAAGUAUUGCUGAUCUUAUCGCGUGGCAUCUAGCAACCAAAACACCACUGUCAGCAGCAUCAAAUGCUCGUUUACGGCGUCCUAUAGAGAGGACACAAUGGCUUCUCAAUCAUGAUUCAAUUGUACUCGUUAAGAAACUUGGCGAAGGAGCUUUUGGUGAAGUGUAUUUAGCAGAAUACGGUAGUGGGAAAACGAAACAAGAAGUUGCUGUAAAAACGAUGAGAAAUGAGGCAACACGAGAUGCACGCUUAAAAUUCAUGAAGGAAGCACGACUUAUGAGAAAAUACAAUCAUAAACAUGUGGUGAAAAUUCUUGGCGUAGCCGUGCACGAACAUCCGCUUAUGCUUGUCAUGGAGGUUUGUCCAAAUGGGUCCUUGGUAUCAUAUCUGAGAAAACAUAGAGGAAGCGUUAGCCAAUCGGAAAAAUUACGAUUCGCCACGGAAGCAUCUGACGGCCUUGCUUAUUUGGAAAAGAAAGCAUGUAUACAUAGGGAUAUCGCAGCAAGGAAUUGUCUCCUAAGUGCGAAAUAUGAAAUAAAAAUCUCGGAUUUCGGUAUGUCAGACGACAAAGUUAUAGUGCACGAUGACACAUUGGAAAAGGUACCCGUGAAAUGGCUGGCUCCCGAAACUCUGCAGGAUAAAAUUUAUUCGCUCAAAACAGACGUAUGGUCAUUCGGAGUUCUGGUAUGGGAAAUAUAUGCGGAGGGAGCGGAACCGUAUCCCGGUCUGACACGACUUCAAACAAGAGCGAAAAUCGUUGUACAAAAUUAUAGAAUGGACAUGCCGAGGGAUACACCGAAGAGUGUUUCUGAAAUUGUGUAUCAGUGCUGGGAAAGAGAUCCAGCUAAGCGUCCAGAAAUGUCAAAAAUCUUUAGAAUGUUAAAGGAUAUAAGCGCAAGAGCAUAAAGCGCAUUACUUCUCGAAGAUACAGA
This is a messenger RNA of Cylicocyclus nassatus, 1226 nucleotides long. The record is from the annotation of a GenBank genome assembly. Lineage: Eukaryota; Metazoa; Nematoda; Chromadorea; Rhabditida; Strongylidae.